CUAGCAACGGCCUGGCUCCGCCCCCUGGUGUCUCGGGGAAAGCGCUCCGCCGGGUCCCCGCGUCAUCAGGGCCCGGCCCGCGCCUGGGGUCCGGCGGAGUUGAAGACGCGUGGAGGUGGCGGGAAGUCGCGCGUUGUGCAGUGUACCUAUGAUAAAAUGUGUUUUAAAAAUAAAUGUUAAACUUUUGUUGGAAUGAAGAAUGUCUCUUAAUCCACCUGUAUUUCUUGAAGAAAGUGAUCCAAAAUUUGUGGAAACACAGCAGUCACAACCAGCUUCCACAGUUUCAGAUGAUCCCCUUCAGAACUUAUGCUUAGCAUCCCAAGAAGUUCUUCAAAAAGCUCAGCAAAGUGGGAGAUCAAAGUGUCUUAAAUGUGGUGGUUCAAGGAUGUUCUACUGCUAUACAUGUUACGUCCCAGUUGAAAAUGUACCUGUUGAACAGAUUCCACUUGUGAAGCUUCCAUUGAAGAUUGACAUCAUUAAACAUCCAAAUGAAACAGAUGGCAAAAGUACUGCUAUACAUGCAAAACUCUUAGCUCCUGAAUUUGUAAACAUUUACACGUAUCCUUGUAUUCCAGAAUAUGAAGAAAAGGACCAUGAAGUUGUACUUGUUUUUCCUGGACCUCAGUCUAUCUCAAUAAAAGAUAUUUCUUUCCAUCUGCAAAAAAGGAUUCAACAUAAUGUUAGAGGCAAAAAUGAUGACCCUGAUAUGCCAUCUUUUAAACGCAAGAAAACAGAAGACCAGGAAGACUAUGAUUUGAAUGACAGCAAACGCAAAGGAACAACACUGAAAAAAGUUAUAUUUAUAGAUAGCACUUGGAACCAAACAAACAAAAUCAUCACUGACGAGAGACUUCAAGGGUUGUUACAAGUUGAAUUGAAAACAAGAAAAACUUGCUUUUGGCGCCAUCAAAAAGGAAAGCCAGAUACUUUUCUUUCCACAAUUGAAGCCAUUUACUACUUUCUAGUAGACUACCAUACUGAUAUAUUAAAAGAGAAAUACAAAGGACAAUAUGACAACCUUUUAUUCUUCUAUUCUUUUAUGUACCAGUUGAUAAAGAAUGCUAAAUGCUCUGGAAAUAAAGAAACAAGAAAACCUACCCAUUAGUUUAUAACAAGCCAUCUGUGUCUUUUUAUUUUGCUAAAAUUAAUAAACAUAUAUUUGUAUUCUGUUCAUUCUUAGGAAAUAAUCGUGUAUAAUGCCUGCAAGACCAUUUGAAAAAA
Messenger RNA from Otolemur garnettii (small-eared galago), 1221 nucleotides. RefSeq names its product DTW domain containing 1 (gene DTWD1). Gene Ontology annotation, molecular function: tRNA-uridine aminocarboxypropyltransferase activity. Gene Ontology annotation, biological process: tRNA modification. The transcript is spliced from 5 exons. NCBI's taxonomy places the organism in Eukaryota, Metazoa, Chordata, Mammalia, Primates, Galagidae. Gene Ontology annotation, cellular component: nucleus. The record is from RefSeq and is a predicted model, not a curated record. Bases 200 to 1105 code for a protein of 301 amino acids.